Pimephales promelas (fathead minnow) is the source of this 3197-nucleotide messenger RNA. RefSeq names its product islet cell autoantigen 1-like (gene ical1). Lineage: Eukaryota; Metazoa; Chordata; Actinopteri; Cypriniformes; Leuciscidae. Gene Ontology annotation, molecular function: protein domain specific binding. The record is from RefSeq and is a predicted model, not a curated record. Gene Ontology annotation, biological process: regulation of transport. Gene Ontology annotation, cellular component: Golgi apparatus.
CUCAGCUCACUGGAAUGACGUGCGUGAACGUUCCCAUCGCUGCUCACGGCAACGUCAGCGGAUCUAAGCCACGUUCAUUAAGAAGAUGGACAGCUAUGGGUUCUCCAGUGAUAUGUUCAGUGGCAGAGCAGUUCUGGGGGAGGACAGCUCGGUCAUGGCCCGCAUGCAGAAGAAGUUCUGGAAGACCAAACAGGUUCUGAUCAAGGCCACCGGGAAGAAGGAAGACGAGCAUGUGGUGGCAUCUGACGCGGACCUUGAUGCCAAAUUAGAGUUUUUCCGUUCAGUCCAGAACACUUGCACAGAACUCCUAAAAGUGAUUGAGAAAUACCAGCAAAGAAUCACACAUCUCUCACAAGAAGAGAAUGAGCUUGGAUUGUUCCUGCGCUUCCAGGCAGAGCAUGAUAAAACAAAAGCAGGCAAUAUGAUGGACGCCACGAGUAAAGCCCUUUGCUGUUCCGCCAAGCAAAGGUUGGCUCUGUGUACCCCUCUCCAUCGAUUUGAACAGGAAGUUGAGACAUUCCGGAGGAGAGCCAUCGCCGACACCCUGCUGACAGUAAGCCGGAUGGAGAAAGCCCGGACUGAGUAUCGCGGAGCUCUGCUCUGGAUGAAGGAUGUCUCACAGGAACUAGACCCAGAUACUUACAAACAACUGGAGAAAUUUCGCAAGGUUCAGGCCCAGGUAAGAGGAACAAAAGUGCAUUUCGAUAAGCUGAAGAAUGAUGUUUGUCAGAAAGUGGACAUGCUGGGAGCCAGUCGUUGCAACAUGCUUUCACAUUCGUUAUGCACUUACCAGACAACGCUUCUACACUACUGGGAGAAGACUGCACAUGUGAUGUCUGGCAUCCAUGAGGCCUUCAAAGGAUAUGUACCCUACCAGUUCACGACCCUCAAAGAACUGAGGGACCCACUGGACCAGAUUGCCUCUGCACAUCCAGCAGAAGACACCAAAGACGAGGACCAGAAGACAUAUUCAGACAAUCUUGUUUCGCUUGAAGAUGAAGAGCUGGGAGAAUCAUCUGAAACUGUUUCUACUCGUGCAGUAGAUGGACAGAGUAGAGGGUCUGACGGUUCUUUGUGUGCCAGUCUGGACUCUGCAGCCUUGAAUGAACAGUUAGGCCCCAUUGGUGGAUCUAGCACAGAUGACGACCUUCUGUUAAUGACCCCUGACCCUGGCUCAGUCCCUUCUCUUACUCCAACCUUGACCCCGACCCUACAGCCAUCUAUGUCACCUGCUAUUCAGUGGGACAUAGGCACCUCAUAUGAGGAAAAGCAAGAUGCGUUACACAGCAGCUUACGACCUGAAAUAGGCAGGGAUUUUCUGUCUGAGGCUUUCCAGUCCGUCGAAGGAAAAGAAGAGGAGGGAGAGCGAGGGGAACUGGCAUUCCUGCAGGAUCUGCUGAGUCCUGGGGCUGCAGGUGGCGCUAGUGAGUUCAGUAAAGCGUGGCAGGAUGCUUUCGGCAGUUUUGAGGCCCCUCCUGCACCUCUUGCUGCCACCACACUGCAAGCAGAAACGGCGAACACACACGCUGGCUUCCUGCCAUCACAUCUCCUGGACCAUAGCCUCAGCACCACAGGAUGGGCGACUCCACCUAUGUUUCAAGCCCCACCCCUCCAACCACCUUCUAGUGGAGGACAGUCUCAGCCCACAGCAAACACUCCAAACUCUUCUGCCAGUGCACCCAAAGGAAGCUCCAGGGACAUGUCUGCCUGGUUUAACCUCUUUGCAGAUCUUGACCCUCUGUCCAACCCAGACGCUAUUGGACGCAGUGAUCAGGAGUUUCUCAGUGCCUGAGUAGUGUUGGUAAUGGUGGAAAGAAGUGCAUAUCCCAAGCCUUUAUUUGGAGCUGGAAUACUACCUCUCCUGAAAUGAUUCAACCUGAGCCAAGGAAGCGUCAUGAAAUCUGAAUCUAUAUUCCACACUGGAAGAUUUCCGAGUUAUGGGAAUGUCUCUUUCCUCCUUUCUUUCAUUGUGUGUGUGUGUGUGUGUGUGUGAAUGAAUUUACUAAUGUACAUUAGGACACCGAAGGGUAAAAUGAAGACUUCAUUGCUAUAUCACUAAAAUGUUGUUACUAUAUGAAGUGCACAUGUUUAAAGGGACAAAAAGGUCAGGAUUUGCCCAUCUCUUAUGUGGAGGGCUGGUUUGUAUAGGACCAAAAACCUAAAUAAGUGUGUGUAUACUACAUAUCUGUUUGCUUUGUACAAUAGAGGAGAUUUUAAUGUCCAGAAACAGGGUUACAGAUUUAUAACAUCUAUUAAAGACUGUAUUUUUAAUCAAGAAAGAUACCCAAAGUUGUUGAAGUUAUACAUAAAUCACUUAAAAAAUAUUUUUGAAGUCACAUUCACUGGAUUAGUUUAACCCUAAAUGAUAAAAUAAAUUAAAUUAUUUAUUAAUACAAUUUAAAAAAGUGUUACUGUAAACUACAUAUGCAAGUGGUGUGCUGUGCCAUUAGUUUGGUAAUAAUGACAACAAGGUCAGAUUUCAGUGGAACUAAUAAUAGGUGAAGCAUUAUUGUUUUCAAUGACAAAUGCUGAAACACUCUCUCCCAAAUGUUCUUCUCAUUUACACAGAUGCAAAACACUGGAAUGUAUUUUUUACAUAUUUACAUAAAUACAUUUGCAUUUUUUUUAAAUGUAUUUUUAGUUUGUAUGUCACAUUUAGCACAGAAUUACGUAACUAUCCUAACAUCAGAAAACAUUCACAUUUCAUUUUAUCUCAGAUUAUCAUAUUUGGGCUCAUAGGUCAUCAUAAGUGAGUUUAUCUGAAACUAUUACUAGUCUUAUUUGCGUUAAAGAAAUCAAGUGAAUGCUUGCACUAAACUGUCUCCGAGUGCAAUCUCGGGUAUAGUUCUGGAAAGUAUGUUUUAUGUUUUAAGUAUACACUUGUUUGUUGAUCUGAAUAGUUUGUGUUGGUGGAGAAUCUGAACAUUUCUCAAAGGAUAUCUCUCCUUCUGUUUUGUGAGUGCAGUUGAACAUUUUGAAGUGUCACUUUCUGUAUAUGAGAAAUGUGUUUGGAACUAUAUGUUGAGAUAUGUUUACUUUGAAAGAAAAAGAAUGUACACCAUUCACAGCUGCUUUCAUCUGUUUAUUUUAUGCAACUUUGCCUUUUGUUUCAGUUAAAAAUAAUGUACUUGUACAAUUUCAUUGAUGGAAACUGGAAUGUGGGAGAUCUUGAGAGCAAAUAAAUUUGAGUAGAAUUG